Molecule: messenger RNA, 3779 nt
Organism: Aphidius gifuensis
Lineage: Eukaryota; Metazoa; Arthropoda; Insecta; Hymenoptera; Braconidae
Product: segmentation protein cap'n'collar-like
Exons: 7
Coding region: 735-2012 (425 amino acids)
Biological process (GO): regulation of transcription by RNA polymerase II
Cellular component (GO): nucleus
Molecular function (GO): DNA-binding transcription factor activity, RNA polymerase II-specific; RNA polymerase II cis-regulatory region sequence-specific DNA binding
Source: RefSeq, a predicted model, not a curated record
AGUAACCAAGUAACCGUCGUGUUAAACACUACCUCGUUCUCUCUUUUGAGAUUAUAAUUAUUUUAUUAUUUAUUUUAUUUUUAAUCAACAUCAAAAGCUUCAUAUUAUAUUUUUAAUAAUUAUCUUAUUAUCAAAAAUUGUGUGAUUUGUUUUGUCUGUAUUUACAGUAAUGUAAUUUAUAUAUCUUAUCAUCAAAAAAAUUAUUUAAUUUAUGACUUUACAAAUGCAAAAAUAUGCCAAAUAUGCAAAAAAGAUUAAAAAAAAAAAAAACACACAUACACGCAAUCUAACUACGUGAUGUAGAUAUAUAUUUUUUUUAAAAUAGUUAAAUAUUUUUAAAGUUUGUUUAUUAAAUAUUGCAGUGGUUAUUUUAUUUUUUUUUAUUUAUCAAAUGAGUUGUGAAAUAAUUUACAGACAAUCGUUAAGUGAUAAAAAUUCUGGCUAAUCUUUAAAUGAAUUCAUGAAAAUUUAUCAAAUACUCAACACUAUGGUUACUAAAUUGAAUUUGUCAUAUGAUAAAUAUCAAUAAGUGAAUAAUUAUAUUAUUUACAGAAGAUAAUUAAUUAUGCCAAGAAGAAAAAUUGUGAAGAAAAAAAAAAUUGCAUUAUUAUUUGUAAUUUAUUAAUGGCUUAAAUUUGAUUUAGAUAUGAAAAUAUGGAGGCUUGAAAAGAAAACUGGUACAUUUAAAAUAUUAGUAAAUUUAUUUUUUUUUUUUUUGAAUUAAAGACCUUUAAAUGGCAAACAUGGGAGUCAUUGUUUUUACUCAAAACAUGUACUCAAUGCGAAUGCUUGACAACAGCAGUAAUAAUGCAUCAGGACCAACUGGAGCUGCUGCAUUACCUGGUGUUCAUAGUGCUGGUAAUGGAACUGUAUUAACAACAGUACCAGGUGUAACUGAUGAAAGAAUGGAUGCAUCAAGUGACAGUGCAGUUAGUAGUAUGGGAAGUGAACGUGUACCAUCAUUAUCUGAUGGUGAAUGGAUGGAGACUGGAUCAAAUUCAAGUCAUACACAAGCUGAUUCACAUUAUUCAAUGGAUUAUGCAAGCAAAUAUCGAAUGCCAUAUGAUUGUAAUUAUACAAUGGCAGGAAGAAAUGGAGUAACACCAAGAUGUCAGGGUGAAAGAAUAUCACCAGUUGCACAAAAAAAACAUCAAAUGUUUGCUAAACGUUAUUUUCAAGAACAAGGAACUGGUUCACCGUUGGGUACAAGUGGACAUCCAACGACACUAGUCAAGUAUGAAUAUGAUACACAAACAGUUGGUGCUGGUGCACCAGGUAAUGCAUAUUCUGGACCAAUUGAAGGUGCAGCUGGACCACAAGCUGAACUUAAAUACAGUUGUAGUGUUGAUUUUUCACGUCAUCAAACAGCUCCACAAUUUUCUGGUCGAACACCACUUGAUCAUGUUCAACACAAUCACACUUACCAUUUACCUGCUGAUAGCUUAGGAGCUAUGCAAAGGCCUCUUUCACGUGAUAAAAAAUCACGAAGAAGUGAUAUUGAUGAACAUUUAACUAGAGAUGAAAAACGUGCACGUGCAUUAAAUAUACCAAUUGCUGUACAAGAUAUAAUAAAUUUACCAAUGGAUGAAUUUAAUGAACGUAUGAGUAAAAUUGAUCUUAGUGAGGCACAACUUGGUUUAAUACGUGAUAUAAGAAGACGUGGAAAAAAUAAAGUUGCUGCACAAAAUUGUCGUAAACGUAAACUUGAUCAAAUAGUAACACUUGCUGAUCAAGUUAAAGAAAUGCGUGAUCGUAAAACAAGAUUAAUACGUGAACGUGAUUAUAUGUUAGUUGAAAGACAAAGAGUUAAAGAUAAAUUUAGUCAACUUUAUCGACAUAUAUUUCAGUCACUUCGGGAUCCCGAUGGUAAUCAAUAUUACUCAAAUGAAUGGAGUCUUCAACAGUCAGCUGAUGGAAAUGUUCUUUUAGUACCACGAAAUCAAACAAACUCACAUCAUUCACGUUCAAAUAUGGAACCAAAAACAAAACCAGAUCCUGAACAUAAAGAAUGAAGUUAGAUUUUAGCAAUGCUCCAAAACGAUUGAUGAUCAGGAGACAGAUAUUACAUUUAAAAACAACAACAAAUUAAUUAAUAAAGAAAAAAACAAAUAAAAAAAGAAACAAAAACAAAUUAACAAAAUAAUUUGUUAUUAUAAAGUACAGCUUUGUUUAUGUUAAUCUUGGUGGCAAUAUUUUUCAUAUACCACAAUAAUUUACCAUCGUCAACAACGAAAAUAACGACUAAUAAUUAAGUAAAAAAAAAAACAAAAAAAAAAAAACUAUAUGAUGAUUGUAUUUAAUCAUAAAAACUUUAAAAGAUUUUUAUUUCUUUUUUUUUUUUUUUUUUAAGUUUUUUAAAGAGAAUGAAGGGGUUCCUUUUUUUUUUUUUUUUUUUUUUAUAUUUCACGACUAUGGGCAAAUUAUAUUUAUGAACCAGCUCAAGAUAAAAAAAUAAAACAAGAAAAAUAAAUUCUAUCAUAAUGAUGAUUUAAAAAAAAUUAAAUUUUAUUUAAAUAAAAAAAAUGCCAAUGAACAAUUGAAAUAUUAUGUUUCAAUAAAUUCCAUUUGAAAAACGUAAAUAUUUUUCGGUGAGCUUGUAAAAGCAAAAAUAAAAAAUAUUAGAUUUAAAUAAAUAAAUAUAUAAAUUAUAAAUAUAAUUAUUAUUAUAAAAUUAUUUGUUUUAUAUUCAAGAAAUAAAAUUAGAUAAAAAUUGAAAUAAAAAACAAAAAAAUUUAAUGUAAAAAUUGACAAGAAAAAACUCGUUUCGAAUUAUCGAGUUUAAAAAUUUCAAUUAAAAUGGAUAUAUAAAUAGUAAUAGCUUUUUUUUUAUUUUAAAAUUAAUAAUUAAUUAAAUAUUUUAUUAUUUAUUUAAUACUUUAAUUGUAAUGUUUUGUUUUUUUUAUUUAUUUUUUUUUUUUUUUUUCAUACGAAAUUAAAAUAAUCAAUUUAAUUCAUUUUGUCACAAAAGUAUUUCGAUGUUCUUCAGGUGCUAUCACUAAAUUUCAAUAUAAAAAAAAAUAAUUUACAACCAUGAUAAUUAAAAUGUACGUAAUUAUUUUAAAGAAAAAAACUUCAUUCUGCGAUAAAGAUAUUAUUUCUCUUUACAAUAAUUUAAGUAAAAAUUUGAAUUGAAAAAAACCAUUCAAUGUCUCGUGCUGCUUGUGCAUUUAAUUGAUUGAUAUAUAAAAAUAAAAAAAAAAUUUUUACAAUAAAUUUUGGGUUGGAUAAAAGGCAAAUGAUUGAAUAGAAAUUUUUAUAAGACACCUUGACAAGUAAAAAAAAAAUCCUUUUUCAAUAAAAUAGAAAAAAAUAUAUUGCUUAUUUCAACACAGCAAAUAAAGAUUAAUAAUUAAUUUAAAAAAAUAAAAUAAAUAUAUUUCAGGUAUUUCACAUUUGCCUUUGUAUGUAAAUAUUGAUGUAGCUAGUAUAAUUUUCUAUAAAUACAUUACGUAAUAAUAAUGCGAUAUAAACGUUAAAUAAAAAUAAAAAAAAAAACAUAAAAAACAGUAAAUAUAAAUAAGAUAAUUGUAUAAAGAAAUUGAUAAUAAAUAAUUGAUGUCGUUAAUUUGACAAAACAAUUAUUAUUAUUUUUUUCUUUUAUUUGUUUAUUUUAUUUUUUAAAUUAAUAUUCAAUAAGGAUCUAUUGUUUUUGGCAUAGUACUUGUGGUGUAGGAUAAACGAAAAAAAAAAUACAUUUUUUCUUUCACGUACCGUACUUGACGAACGAAAAUUGUGCUGUUGAAUAUUCUUUGGAAAUAAAAAAAAAGAGAAAAAGCUUA